Molecule: messenger RNA, 1856 nt
Organism: Equus quagga
Lineage: Eukaryota; Metazoa; Chordata; Mammalia; Perissodactyla; Equidae
Gene: PNMA1
Product: PNMA family member 1
Exons: 1
Coding region: 2-1063 (353 amino acids)
Source: RefSeq, a predicted model, not a curated record
AAUGGCGAUGACACUGUUGGAAGACUGGUGCAGGGGCAUGGAUGUGAACUCCCAGAGAGCGCUGCUGGUCUGGGGGAUCCCCGUGAACUGUGAUGAGGCUGAAAUCGAAGAGACCCUCCAGGCUGCGAUGCCCCAGGUGCCCUAUCGAGUGCUUGGGAGAAUGUUCUGGAGGGAAGAGAAUGCGAAGGCAGCCUUGUUAGAGCUCACUGGCGCUAUCGAUUACGCCGCGAUCCCCAGGGAGAUGCCGGGUAAGGGGGGCGUCUGGAAAGUGGUCUUUAAGCCCCCGACUUCCGAUGCUGAAUUUUUAGAAAGGUUACACCUCUUCCUAGCGAGAGAGGGGUGGACCGUGCAAGAUGUUGCCCGUGUCCUAGGGUUUCAGAACCCCGCUCCGGCCCCAGGCCCAGAUAUGCCAGCAGAGAUGUUAAAUUAUAUUUUGGAUAAUGUUAUUCAGCCUCUUGUUGAGUCCAUAUGGUACAAGAAGCUGACGCUGUUCUCAGGGAGGGACAUCCCGGGGCCUGGGGAGGAGACCUUUGAUCCCUGGCUGGAGCACACUAAUGAGGUCAUAGAGGAGUGGCAGGUGUCCGAUUUAGAAAAGAGGCGGCGGUUGAUGGAGAGUCUUAGAGGCCCCGCCGCUGAUGUCAUCCGCAUCCUCAAGACUAACAACCCUGCGAUAACCACCGCUGAAUGCCUGAAGGCGCUGGAGCAGGUGUUUGGGAGCGUCGAGAGCUCUAGGGACGCGCAGGUCAGAUUUCUGAACACUUACCAGAACCCGGGAGAAAAGUUAUCUGCUUAUGUCAUUCGUCUGGAGCCUCUGCUGCAGAAGGUGGUGGAGAAGGGGGCCAUAGAUAAAGAUAACGUGAACCAGGCCCGUCUGGAGCAGGUCAUUGCCGGGGCCAACCACAGCGGGGCCAUCCGAAGGCAGCUGUGGCUGACCGGGGCUGCGGAAGGGCCGGCCCCUAACCUCUUUCAGUUGCUGGUGCAGAUCCGCGAGGAGGAGGCCAAGGAGGAGGAGGAGGAGGCCGAGGCCGCCCUCCUGCAGUUAGGCCUGGAGGGCCACUUCUGAGUCCCGGGGAACGGGGCGUCCGUGCAGACCUAGAUCACAGCUGCUUUCCUUGUCUCUGUGCUGUCUUAUAGGGGUGUCUCUUAGUAAAGACUAAGGCGUGUUCUGUUUUCUGGGGAGAAGUCAGGCCUUCAUAUUUAUGUUACAGUGGUAAAAUUGUGCGCGUGAACACCCUGAGCUGCUACAAGGGAGUCAUGCUAGCUAUAAUUCCAGGCAAAGGCUUGGACACAAGUGCUCAGUGCAAGCUGUCAAAGUAGCAUCAUCAUCAGUUGUGAAAAACGUGAACUUGUGACACUUCCUAUCAAGGUUAAUUAAAUGUGAAAUUGCAUGUUCAGACGUUUAGCGUAGGGCCUGACUAAUGCAAGAAGUGUUCAGUAAAAAUGUGAACUGUUGUUUGUUACUAAUAUCGUGAAUAGUUUUUGUGUUCACUGUAAAUUGUACCUGAUUUAUGUUAAUGGAAAGAAAUGUGAAUUAGAUAUUAUUCAACUUUAUAGUGCAAAUUUCUUAUUUUUCAUCUUUAAACAUCUGGAUCAGUUUAAUUCAAAAGUAUUCUGAGACUAUGAAAUGGGGUGUUAGAAAAAUACUGUAAUUAUAGGGCUGUGUAAAUCAGAAUUUUUCACUGUUCAAGAUACAGGUAUAAAUCGCAUGGGGAGGUUAAUAUGAACCAGUUACAGUAUCCAUUCCCCCAUUUCAAAUCUUUGUCACUGAAUAGUUCUCCUUGUUCAUACUGAUUCCAAGUGUUCUAAAUUUGAAGUUAUCAAAUACAUGUAUAUGAAUAAAAAUAUUUUAAAAAUUC